UCCGGUGGUCUUUCGAGUUCCUACUCCACCGAUCAUGGCGUCCCUUUCGUCUUCUUCAUCAUCAUCAUCAUCAUCAUCCCUUCUUUCAAUCAAACCCCAUUAUGCCAUAACCAUUAUCGUCUUCUUAAUCAUCACCUGUACCUACACUCCAAGACUUCAAGCUCUUAGGGCACCUAUUCUUCCACAAGACCUGCUUCCGUUGUUACCUCGGCAAGUUUCAUGGAGAAUCCUCACUUCCCUCCGAACCGCCACCGAUCUGUUGCCCGCUUUCGUCGGAGCCGCAUCUGUUUCCAAUAAUUCCUAUAUAAAUUGGAAAGGGUCUUGCUUUUAUGAGAACACUGCUUGGUUAGAACUUCAUAACAAAACCGGCAGUGAGUUUGGUGGAGGAACUCUUCAUAUCAAGGUAAGCAAUGCACACAGUUGGACAUGUAUGGAUCUUUAUAUCUUCGUUACUCCAUAUCGUGUGAAGUGGGACUACUAUUUCUUAUCUCGGGAACAUAAAAUCGAGUUUGAUGAAUGGGAAGGAAAAGCCGAAUACGAAUAUGUAAAACAUAAGGGAGUUGCCAUUUUUCUCAUGGAAGCCGGGAUGUUAGGAACCCUUGAAGCAUUGUGGGAAGUAUUUCCGUUGUUUACAAAUACGAAAUGGGGCGAGAGUUCAAAUCUUGCUUUUCUUGAGAAACACAUGGGAGCCAAGUUUGAAGAGCGUCCCGAGCCAUGGGUAACGAACAUUACUUUAGACGACAUACAAUCGGGAGACUUUCUUGCAAUAUCAAAGAUCCGCGGACUAUGGGGCGGGUUCGAGACUCUUGAGAAAUGGGCAUCGGGGGCAUAUGCGGGUCACUCCGCCGUUUGCUUGAGGGACUCGGAAGGCAAACUAUGGGUUGGAGAAUCUGGACAUGAAGACGAAGAGGGUCAAAACCUUAUUGUUGUGUUGCCAUGGGAUGAGUGGUGGAACUUUGAAUUGACGAAAGAUAAUACGAAUCCGCAUAUUGCGUUGCUCCCGUUGCAUCCCGACCUUCGAUCUAAGUUUAACGAAACUGCUGCAUGGGAGUACGCACAAAGUAUGAUAGGAAUGCCGUACGGUUAUCAUAAUUUGAUAUUCAGCUGGAUCGACACCAUCGAUGGAAACUAUCCACCACCAUUGGACGCUAAUCUGGUUGCUUCGGUGAUGACGGUAUGGAACAAAAUACGACCCGAUUAUGCUUCCAAUAUAUGGAACGAAGCCUUGAACAAGCGGCUCGGCACACAGGAUCUCGACCUUCCUGAAAUUUUGGUCGAAGUGGAAAGGCGUGGUUCGUCUUUCGCGGAACUAUUAACAAUUCCCGAACAAGACGAUUGGACGUACGUGGACGGAAAGUCCACAUCUUGUGUCGCUUUCAUCCUCGAAAUGUACAAAGAAGCCGGACUCUUUGGUGAUCUUGCAAACGAGAUUCAAGUUACCGAAUUUACGAUAAAAGAUGCGUACACGCUCAAUUUCUUUGAAAACAACUCGAGCCGCCUGCCGAAGUGGUGCAACGAUGCAGACACAGUGAAGCUUCCCUUUUGUCAAAUUAAGGGGAAGUAUCGAAUGGAGCUACCCGAGUAUAAUAGUAUCGAACCGUACCCACAUAUGGCGGAAAAUUGCCCUUCGAUGGCCCCUGAAUACUCGAGACCGAAGUAUUGUUGAAAUUGAUCGAUCUUUUAGUAUAGUAAAUGAAUGUAGCGAUACGUUAUCGUUGUGUAUAUUGGAUGUGAUAACGAUGAAUGUAGUAACGGGUUUUAGUAGUAACAUUCAGGUUAUUACGGUGA
Cynara cardunculus var. scolymus (artichoke) is the source of this 1788-nucleotide messenger RNA. RefSeq lists its product as uncharacterized. Bases 35 to 1666 code for a protein of 543 amino acids. Lineage: Eukaryota; Viridiplantae; Streptophyta; Magnoliopsida; Asterales; Asteraceae. The record is from RefSeq and is a predicted model, not a curated record. The transcript has 7 exons.